ACCGCCAUUGCGUAACCAUAACUACUGACUGUAAAUAGCAGCAGGUAAUGUCACAAUAAAGUGUAGGGGUUACCGAAAAACAGUAUAGGAGCAGCAUUUAUACAGUAUGCCUGGCAGUGCAAUUUCUGCGGCAGGAAGUUCUGCUUCCUCCUCAUCAUCAAGAAGAGCGAAAACACGCAAUUAUAGAGUUGUUAGUCACACAUCUCAGGUGGAUGAAACAUUAUUUGGUGCCCCUAACCAUGUUGGACAGAGAAAUCAAAUGUUAAAAGAAAAAAUGGAGAAUGUAAGAGAUGACGGGAUCUCCAUUGAAGAACUUGCACGAGAAAGAAGUGCAAAAAGGAAAAAUUCAAAAAGAGGCAAAAGUGACAAAGAAACUGUUCAAGUUAUAACAAAGGAUCUUAUUAGAAAUUUAGUUGUCCCUGGUGAGGACCCCUCUGGACAGUCCAUCAUUCUCCCACGUCAUGAGUUUUACAGAAUGGUAAUGGAAGCUCAAGUCAAAACAAAGGAGCAGAAAGAAGCUGAGGAAGCUGCCAUUAAAAGACAGAAAGAGGAAAUGAUGGAGGCCAGUCAGCAGAGAAAGAAUCUGAUGAAACAGAAAGAUAUGGAGAGAAGGAAAAAUGAAAAGUUAAAUGAUUUGGAACAAGAGGCCAAAGAAAAUGCUGAACAUUUGCUUUCCAAGGCAAAUGCCAUGAGACAAGAACAGGAAGAUGAGAUUAAACAUUUAAAUGAGCUGAUUCUCAAUGCAAAAUGCCAUGCCAUUAGAGAUGCUCAGAUUCUGGAGAAGAAACAGAUAAAGGGCGAGAUGAUGGAGGAGGAUAAGAGACUGGAUGUGAUGAUGGAGGUAGACAGACAGAAUGCUAUUGCCAUCCAGGAAGAGAUUGAGAAAAAGAGGAAGGGGGAGAGACUCCUGGGGGCAGCCAAACUCCUGGAUCAGAUUCAGGAGAAUGAACAGGAGCGGCUGUUUGAUCUGGAGAGGAAAGAUCAAGAAAAUAUCCAGAUGCAGAAAUACAUCGAGAAAAUGAUGGAUGAGGAUAAAGUUGCACUGGAGAAGAAGCAUGCAGAGCAAAUGUCACUUAGGGAGGACUUAAACAAAGCCAAUGAAGAUUUGCUGCGAAGACGGGAAAUUAAAAAGGAACAAGAAAUAGCUGAGGAACAGAAAGUUGUAGAAUACAUGAAGAAGAAAGCAGAAAGAGAAGCUGCAUUUGAAAAGGAACAAGAAAGAAUCAGAAUUGAAAAGGAGAAGGAAACAGCCAGAUUACGGGCCCUUCAGGAGCGGGCUCGAGAUGAGCAAGCUGAGCGUGAUGCCCUCCGAGCCAAGAGAGCCCAGGAACAGGCCGAGAGAGAAUGGAGGAAGAAGGAGGCUGAAGAGGCCAGGAAGAAGACCGAGAUGGAGUCUGCACUCAUUCAAGCUCGCUCUCAGCAAAUGCAACAGAAAGAACACUUCUUGGCAGUCCAGGCUCAGAGAGAACGAGCCGAGUUUGAGAGAGUGCUUAGAGCUCAAAAGGAGUUGGUGGAGAAAGAGAAGAGGGAGGAACAGGAGGCCAGUAAGAAGAAGCUGCUUCAUGCAGAGGAUGUCAGGAAACAGAUCCGUAACAAGGAGCAGGCUCGUAUCCUCGAGAGGAACGCUUUCUUUGAGGAGGGUGUGAAGUUAGACGAAGAGGCUAGAGAAAGGAGGCAGAAAUUAGAGGAAGUGAAGAAGAAGAAACUGAAUGAAUUAAGGGCGGCUGGCAUACCAGACAAAUACUUAGCUCAAGUGGAGAGGCAGGUCAAUCAACCUCAACAUAUCUGUACCUAACCCGGAUCAUAAACAACAGUGGGACAAACUCAGAAUUACAUUUAUAUUGUGGGGGAGAUAACUCUGUCUGACUGUAGUUUCAUUCAUCAUCUGUGAUAAAUUUAUUUGUUUUAUUUUCAUUCAGUAUUCAUGAAUUUUAAAUAGGAAGACUGGAUUUUAAAUUAGAAAGCGACUGGCAUUUAUAUGUUAUUGAGCAACUGUUUUUAGUGAAUGUUACUUUUGUUUUGUUGAAUAUUUUCAUAUAUUUGUUACAUGUCACCUGCUGUCAUGUUCUGAUGAGAAACUGAAAUAGGAGACCAAGAAACAUAAAGCCCCUCUCCAUAUCAGCAGUGCUAAUUAUUUAAUAUCUGCACAUAUUAAACGUUCCAGUGUGUCACUUUAUUUUGAUACCCCCUUUAAAAUCUUGGUCUUAACAUACUUGUAUGACAAUGAUGUAUUUAAUUAUUUGUAAAUACAAUAAAUCACUGAAAUAUAUAUAAUAAACUGAUGUGAAUAAAUUGA
Messenger RNA from Saccostrea echinata, 2296 nucleotides. Its product is annotated as cilia- and flagella-associated protein 45-like. Bases 107 to 1795 code for a protein of 562 amino acids. The record is from RefSeq and is a predicted model, not a curated record. The transcript is spliced from 9 exons. NCBI's taxonomy places the organism in Eukaryota, Metazoa, Mollusca, Bivalvia, Ostreida, Ostreidae.